This is a messenger RNA of Aquila chrysaetos chrysaetos, 5769 nucleotides long. RefSeq names its product 5-methyltetrahydrofolate-homocysteine methyltransferase reductase (gene MTRR). Gene Ontology annotation, cellular component: cytosol. Lineage: Eukaryota; Metazoa; Chordata; Aves; Accipitriformes; Accipitridae. Bases 485 to 2587 code for a protein of 700 amino acids. Gene Ontology annotation, molecular function: flavin adenine dinucleotide binding; [methionine synthase] reductase (NADPH) activity; FMN binding. Gene Ontology annotation, biological process: homocysteine metabolic process. The transcript has 17 exons. The record is from RefSeq and is a predicted model, not a curated record.
GAGUACUGCCGUCCCCGCAGGCCGGCGGCGGGUACGCGCUCUGAGGGACGGCUUGGCGGGAAGCCGGGGGGGACGGGACACACGGCCCGCCUCUCUCUGUGAGGCUUCUGAGGGAAAGUGAUUCUGAGCAAGGCACUGGCUGCUGAAAAAAAUGACACCGGAAUGGCUUCGUGGCUGUGAAAGCACGGUCCCGCAACCCGGUGUGAGGCCACGCAGAAGCGCGUAAAGCUGCUGCAGAGGUUUCUUGCAGUUUUGUCCUGUCCGUGGCCGCGCAGUUUGACAUGAUUUUGACAGAGCAGUUGAACUCAUAUCACAUAAGUGGAAGUGGCACAUUGUCUUUGAAGAGUGUACAGUGCAGCAAAGCAAGAGCAACGUGGACAGUAUAUUCACCUGAGUGCAAGUGUGUUCCUGGUUUAUGAUUGUGUUCAUCUGCAGUGUCUUUAUUUAAAAAAAAAAAAAAAAAAAAAGUGCUCUGUUUUGGGAAAUGUGCUGUGAUUUAAAAAGGAGGUUUCUGCUCCUCUAUGCAACACAAAAGGGGCAGGCAAAAGCCAUAGCUGAGGAAAUACGGGAGCAAGCAUGUGCCCGUGGACUUGAAGCUGAUAUGCACUGUAUAAGUGAAAUGGACAAGUAUAACCUGGAAACAGAAAAGGAUCCUGUAGUUAUUGUUAUUUCCACUACCGGUACUGGAGACCCACCAGACACUGCCCGCAAGUUUGUAAAGAAAAUUCAAGACACGACCUUGCCACCUGAUCAUUUUGCACAUCUCCAGUAUGGAUUGCUAGGUCUGGGAGAUUCAGAGUACACGUUCUUUUGUAAUGGUGGAAAGACAGUAGACCGACGACUUCAGGAACUUGGUGCCCAGCACUUCUAUGACACAGGAUUAGCAGAUGAUUGUGUAGGUUUGGAAAUAGUGGUUGAUCCUUGGAUUGAUGGACUUUGGCUUGCCCUCAAGGAAGCAUUUCUACUGCAGAAAGAAAAAGAAGGCAUGAGCAGUGUUGUCUAUGCUGUUUCUAGCUCGCUCUCUGCAGCCCUGCAUGGUGUAGAUGAAAUAAACUUAAGCUCAGAAGUACAGAACUUGAAGCUAGAAGAUGAGGGAGCGAGGAGUUCUGAUGUUCUGUCACAGAAACUGGUUGACAUCAAUCUUGUGGCUUCAACUAGAGACACUGAACCUUCACUUGUUCAUUCUGUCCCUCCUGUCUCUCAGUCUGCUCUUAAUAUUCCUGCCUUGCCACCAGAAUAUAUAGAGGUGCAGUUUCAGGACACCCAUGGUGAGAAUCCACAUCUGUCCUCACUGAUUUCAGAGGGAACAACCUUUGAAGUGCCAGUUACAAAAGCAGUUCAGCUCACUAGAGAAGAUGCAAUAAAAACUGCAUUGCUCUUAGAACUUGAUAUUGCAGAUACAGUCUUUGACUACCAGCCUGGAGAUGCCUUCUGUGUAAUAUGUCCCAACAACAUCAGUGAGGUGGAAGAACUUCUUCAAAUCUUGGGACUUUCUGAAAAAGGAGAGUACUUCAUUUGUGUAAAGGUUAAGCAGGGCACUAAAAAGAAAGGAGCAGCUCGUCCACAACACAUCCCUGAAAGAAGCACUCUGAAAUUCAUUCUAACCUGGUGUCUGGAAAUAAGAGCAAUUCCCAAAAAGGCAUUUUUGCGAGCUCUUGUAGAAUGUACCAGUGAUACGGGAGAAAAACGGAGGCUUCAAGAGCUUUGCAGCAGACAAGGAGCCUCUGAUUACACACGCUUUAUUAGAGAUUCUAAUGUUUGCUUGCUGGAUUUACUUCAUGCUUUUCCAAGCUGCAAGCCUUCACUUAACCUGUUAAUUGAACAUCUCCCUAAAUUACAAGCCAGAUCCUAUUCAGUGUCAAGUUCAAACUUAUAUCAGCCAGGAAAACUGUGUUUUGUAUUUAAUAUUGUGGAGUUCCCUCCCUGUCCCGCUAGACCAGUCUCACGGAAAGGAGUGUGUACAGGGUGGCUUGCUGAGUUAGUUGCACCUCUACUACACCCCAAUAAAAACACUCUGAAUACAAAAGGAGGAAGCUCUUCAACUGAAAAGAUAUCUAUUUUUGCUCGUCCAAACAAUACUUUCCACUUACCUGCAGACCCAUCUGUCCCAUUGAUGAUGGUUGGUCCAGGAACAGGAAUUUCACCAUUUAUUGGUUUCCUACAACAUAGGCAAAAGCUCAGAGAAGAACAUGCAGACUGGGAAUUUGGAGAGACAUGGCUGUUUUUUGGUUGUCGGCAUCAGGAUCGAGACUAUUUGUUCAAAGAUGAGCUCAGAUGUUUUCUUGAAAAUGGCACGUUAACUCAUCUUAAGGUUUGUUUCUCAAGAGACUUUUCAACUGCAGGAGUAGCCCCGCCUAAAUAUGUGCAAGAUGUCAUUAGGCUUUAUGCUAAGGAAGUUGCCAGAGUCCUGCUGAAAGAGAGAGGUUACUUCUAUGUAUGUGGAGAUAAGAAGCACAUGGCUGAUGGUGUAAGUGAUGCUGUAGUGGACAUUUUAAGCAUGGAAAUGGAAGCUGACAAAUUGGAAGCAAUGAAAAUCCUGGCCACGCUUCGAGAAGCAAAACGAUAUUUGCAGGAUGUUUGGAGCUAAAUAUUUAGCUUUUCCUAUGCCUUUGUAACACAAAAGAUUUUGUUUCAAACAUAGGCUUUUGACUAAAAGUCAUUGUCAAAAGUGCUGUCUGUAGUCACCCAAAUCAUUGACCUUUCAAUCAGGAACAUGAAACCUUUUAAAUGACAACAAACCAGGCUGCCUUUUGAAGUGUGGGUGUUUUUAACAGUGUUACCUAAUGAACUGUCUCAGUGCCUUGAUUCUCUCAUUUUGAGAAUUGGUUUAAUGUAGAAAGUAAAAACUUCUGCACUAGUACAAGUAUAAUUGUAUGUUUACAUUACGUCAUGUAUUUUCUCCUAUAAUGCGUACAUAAAGAAGCUACAGAGUAAAUAUGUUACACAUUGAUCUAUUUACCAUCAAAUACAUUGCUGACUUGCCAAGAUUUAAUUGAACACUUCCUAGAUACUUCCUGAGACUAUUUAUAUUUUUUUCAGCUUACACAAUGACAGUAACUGGAAAAAGGAAUGAAUGUUCAGUGUUGCACAGAAAGGUUACUGCAAAAUUUCAACGCUGAAGUUUUCCUUAAAUAUUUAGCUUUUUCAUUCUAUCACUACAUCAUAUCUCAAAGUUUUGCUACACAUGCUAAUCCUUAUCAUAUUUUCCUGCAUAAGUCUUUUGAAAUUAUUUUCAUUCCUGUCUCUAAAAUAUUUGUGGUUUAAUUUAUGGGCAAACUCACCAGUUGCAUUGAAUUUGGUUGCUGGAGAAAUACUGCUGAGUAAAUAUUUUCUCAGAUUACUAAACUAAUGUGUUUUUUUUAAGUUGAAGACAUAGUAAAAUGUAGUGUUUUGAAAGCAGUUGCCCUUACAUAUGACAAUCCACUGCAAAAAUCAAGUUGUUGAAAGCAAAUUGUUGAAGUAUCUGGUCUUCUUUCAAACAAGGGCCAUUUGGAGUGUACACAGGUGAAAGAGUAAAAGUGUCAGUCAUCCAUGCUUCUCUUCAGAUCCCUCCUCUCUUCCUUCUGCUUUUCCUAACUUCUAAACAUCUGUGUUGUCUUCUUGGUUCCUUGUCAUACUUAGAUCUUUAAAGAUGAACACAAAGUGUGAGAGAGUUUUUUAGACAAAUCAUUGUUUAUUUCCUAGGGAGAAUUCUUGUUUUGUUUUGCCUUAUGUAUAAUCCGCUUAUUCCAAGUCUUGUGGUUGUCUAGUGAUUAUUAGUUAAUUGGUGGGUGAAUCAAGAAAAACAUAUGGAAAAAAUAGGACAAUCAGUUAGAAUAAAAUUAUGUGUUUAAAGAAUAAACAUUCUAGUGAAGUGCAUGUUAUUAAGGUUUUGAUAUAACCUGUGUAAUGAUUAUUUAAAUAUCCUUGGAACAGAUCAACUAAAAUUUUCUGCAGAAAUUCUUCAGCAGAGUGGUUAUAUCAAUCACUGUCAAGUAAUCUCUACAAAAAAAGCUCCAUAGGGAGAGAUGGCUUACAGUAAUCGCAGACUGUAUUUUUUGAUCUUUGGCACAUAAGAAGGGAAGAAGUGCUUCUUUUUGAAAAGUACUCCAAUUUUAAACUUUAAUGGAAAUGACUAAUGUGAUACAAACAUCAACAUUUUGCAUCAGCCAAUCACCUUUAAUGGUUUUUAAAAUUAUUAAUAAAAGAAAAAGCUACCAGUAUUGCAACAGUAAAGAUAAAUCAUUAAUUACCUUCUGUUAACUGGAGUUUGUUUGGAAAUAGCACUUAUUAUAUCAUGUGUCUUCUCAGAUAGGAUUUAUGGUUUUCAGUGCUACUUGGAAGUUCUUGGAGAUUACAGAGAAAACAGUGUUUUUCUGACUGCAAGUUGCAGCUUUUCCCAGAUCUCUUACAGGCAUUCAUUUUUAUCAUAUCACAAUACGGAAGUUGCGAUAACCAUUUUAGUAAUACUACAGGUAAUAGCAUAGCACCUUUUGGGAUAUUAACAGUUGAGUGUUCUUUUCUGAUUGUGUGCAUUGCAUUUGACAGGGUCUGAUCUACGACUGAUAUUCAUGUAUUUCCCCGCCCCUGUUACCAAUUCUCUACAAAACUAAAACACUUGGAUUAUGUAGUAAUGUAGUGGUAAGUCUGUAGUGAAGCACAUGAGCUUUAUUAUGAUCUCUUAGGACAAUAAAAAAUAGUUGCAGCUUACUCUUAAAUUUAUAACUGCAUGGUGCGAAGCCCAAAGUUCAAACAAACUGGAAUAACCCUAACAAACACCACCACAUGUUACCUGAAGGAAGUAUUUUUGCAUUCACAUUCGGUGACGUGGAAUGAGCAGGAAAGGCAGGGAGGAAAGGACUUCUGUGAUACAGGAAUCAUGGGGAUGGAGAAGGCUUGCAAUAAGAACUGUAUGUUUUUCUUAAUUAAAUUGUGUCUCCGUAUAAUUGGAUAGUGCCAAUCUAUGACUCCUCCUCAGUGUGCCUUAGAAAAGCAUUAUGGGAUGGAUUUUACUAGUAUCUCCUAAAGCUAAGCAGCGGAUUUUUUUAACGUCUUUCAGUUUUCUUUCAUUAGAGGAAUAUCAUGUAUGUGCUUUUCCUUGUAAUUCCAGAAUUGGUUACAGAAUUCCUUUGUUGUUUAAAAGAAAUAGUGAAGGUUAUGUACUGUUUCUUACAUUUGAGAGGCUUAUGGUCUUUAUGCUGGUAACAAGGACUGGUUGUUAUGCUAAAGCUGUUGUUUCCAGAGAAGCAUUAAUGGUGAAGCAUUCCUUAUGGCCUAUUUUCUCAUCACUUUUUGAAUGUUAUUCUGAAUUUGUGAAAUAGGGUUGAUGUUACAAUUUCUCUUUUAAUCUACAGUUUCAAAAUAGGAUUUACUUUUCAAGUUACUAAACUCAUGCCAUAUUUUUUCAGUUUGCUGCUUCUAAGUUCAAGCUGACUUCACUGCAUCUGGAAGCAGAAGUAGUGUUUCCAUGUUUUUUGCACCUUUAUUUCCUCUCCCUUCCCCUAAUCUCCCAGCUUUUCAGAAAAUCUAGAAUAUUGGCAGAAAUAGGAUCAAUACAGCUCUCUGAAGAUACUGAGCAUCUUGAGAAGUUUCUUCUGAAAAAUUACAAGGCCAGAUGAGAGAAAUGUCAAAAUCACAGAACAUGGCUAGCAUGUCCAUUUAAGGAUUGAACUUCACUACUGAAUGGUACCUUAGGUGUUGAAUGGCACAGGAAUGGGGAGGGGGGGAGGUUAUUGGAAGUAAAAGUCAAAGUUGAUUAAGUCUCAAAAUAAAAUAAGCUUGUGGAAUAAG